Molecule: messenger RNA, 1512 nt
Organism: Alternaria triticimaculans
Lineage: Eukaryota; Fungi; Ascomycota; Dothideomycetes; Pleosporales; Pleosporaceae
Exons: 2
Coding region: 1-1512 (503 amino acids)
Source: RefSeq, a predicted model, not a curated record
AUGUUCCGCUCCCGAGCAGCUCUUGCAGAUGUCCUCCUGCCCGAAAUCUCCCUCCCAAUCGACUACUCUUUCGGCGUGCGGGUACCAACAUCUUCCAACCCAUCAUCAUCCAACCCUCUAGCACUUCUUGUGAACGGUUACACAGUCAAGAUCCCACUCAUCGCCAGUUCAGGCACUCUCGUCUCCUGGAUAGCCAACUACGCCGACGGAAAGGCAUACAACACACAGUUCACUUCCAUCAAUCCCUCGGCGCCUAGGAACAUCACCACAGACUCCGAUUCCACGUCACAGCAAGGUGGAAACAGCGUCUCAAACGCAACAGCAUUAGCAGAUGGCCGACAAGCUCGCGUGAUCACGACAUCUUUCUCCUCAGGCAACGCCGCAUCCGCCGCAGCUGCCGCCCUCGAUGGCACAAACUCCGAUUCCACGUCCUCAUCCGGCGCCGCAAACAGCACAGCAGUAGCUACAACCAAUGCCUUAGGCGAAGUCUUCAUCUUCACCUCCGCCAACACCGCCAACGCCCUAAACUCGCAAUCUAUCAAGAACGCCAAAGGCGCCGAAGCAGCAUCCUCCUGCGCCGCUGACUCCGGGCCUGCUGCGUCCGCACAAGCAGAGCAGGUCAACAGCCUCUACAUUCCCAUUGGUACUUCUGCAGACGGCAAGGAAACGCAAUGGCUGAAGAGCUCGGCUUAUGCGGCGUGUGCGGCGGGUGUUGAUUCGCCGAAUCAGGGAGGUAGUUCGAGUUCGGGGAGUCAGUCUAGUUUGACGGGGGUGAAGAGUAGUGUUACUUGUAAUGGGGCUACUAGCAGUGAUCAAACGAAGAGCACGACGUACAAGGUUAGUGUUAAGGGGAGGUAUACGUUGUUGAAGGGGUUUAAUGGUGCGGUUGGUGGGCAGAGGGUUGCCGAUAGUAAGAACGAGCGCAAUGGUGAGGCGACAAGUCCCUCGACGUAUCGCGACUCCUCCACACCACUCUCACAAGGGCCAACGUCGUCCUCAGCCAGCCACGACAGCUUGAAAGCUGAGCCUUGCGAACCGCUUGAAGUCGAGCAGGGUGAUACAGGCUAUCGAGGUCCAGCGGCCAAUGUGGUAGCCAGCAGACUACCGCAGGUAGAGGCCGAUAGGACGGACCAGCGUCGUGAGAAUGAAGACAUCCACCGCAUACGAAGUAUUUUGCACAAGAAGCGACAAUGGGAAGAUCGCAUGGCGGUUCUGCUGGGUGAGAAGAUGUUGGCAAAUGACGUGAAUCGACAUCUGGGAGCCACGGAGGUGAAAUAUCUACCCGAAGACGAACACACAACGGGCAAAGGAACGAUCGGUACCAACGGGCACCGAAGAAUGCACGAAUUCCUGCACAGUAAGGAGAAGAAGAGGAAACGAAGUGUUGAAGACAUUGGAGAUGAGGUCACGGAUGAUAAGGGUGCCAAGAGGACGCGGACAGUGCCUCGGGGCAUAUUGAAGAUGCACACAGAGAAGAAAGAUCGAUUGUUAGCCAGCAGACAUACCGGAUGA